CUUCUACCGUCGUAUACGCCGCAGCAGAGACCCCGUGGGCAGCAGCCUGUCACUCCAGGAUCAGACCCCGAGGACGAGUUGGGCGAAGACGAAGAGGCGGGUGAGGGACUUGGAAGGGAAGAGGACCAGGACGAAGCGGAGGAGGAGGAAGAGGAGGAAGAAGAGCAAGAGGACGACGAUGAUGAAGGGGAACAAGACGAAUUAGAGGCUGUUGAAGGCCAGAGCUAUGAAGAGGAUCUAGAAGAAGAAAAGGACUCUUCAGCUCCUAUACCGCCUAAUCUCCGUGAAAUAUCAUCUCUCGCAUCGUGGACAGUCUCGACAUACAAGCCUGGCAGCGGCGUGGCUGCUCUCCGCCAUCCUUCUCCAAACCAGUUCUGGCAGUCUGACGGACCACAACCACACACUCUCUCCCUACACUUCUUCAAGCGCGUCUCCAUUGUCCGGAUACGCGUGUACCUAGACUUCGAACUCGACGAGAGCUAUACCCCUACAAAGAUGGUCUUUCUGGCUGGCAUGGGUGGUAACGAUCUAGUUGAAUUUGCUACGUGGCAAGGAGAGACGCCCUGUGGAUGGGUGGACAUAAACCUCGAGGGAGUCGGAGGCAGGCAUCAGAAGAUAGGCAAGCUGUCUGCACGCGAGGAACGGCGCAAGGCAGCGAAGUCUAAGUCUAAGGCGACUAGCGGUUCUGAAGACAGCGAUGUAUCUGCUGCCGAAGACGAAGACGACAGUGAUAACCUUACCCCUGAUCUGCUCCAAGAUGAUGACGAUGGCGAUGAUGACGACCCGUCAGACGGUAACGUCUUGAAGCUGAUGGUGCUGCAGGUCAAAGUAUGUGAGAAUCACCAGAAUGGCAAAGACACGCAUGUUCGCGGGUUCCAGGUCUUUGCUCGAGAUGACAAGUACUACGCCCGCAUGGGCAGGGGUGAUAAUGGCCAGAAACUGCUCCAUCAUGAUCUCGGGGCAGGCGUCUUGCACUCUGACGAAGCUGAGCUAGAAGCCGAGAAUGCUCCCAAAUUUGACGAGGAAGACUGGAUGAUGGAGCCAGAGCUAAGAUGA
Trichophyton verrucosum HKI 0517 is the source of this 1056-nucleotide messenger RNA. Its product is annotated as anaphase promoting complex subunit 10 (APC10), putative. NCBI's taxonomy places the organism in Eukaryota, Fungi, Ascomycota, Eurotiomycetes, Onygenales, Arthrodermataceae. Gene Ontology annotation, cellular component: anaphase-promoting complex. The transcript is spliced from 2 exons. The record is from RefSeq and is a predicted model, not a curated record. Gene Ontology annotation, biological process: anaphase-promoting complex-dependent catabolic process; protein K11-linked ubiquitination. The annotation marks the transcript as partial.